AUGGAAGACGAAGAAUUCGAAAACAAAGAAAUUCCCAAGGCCAAAGUAUAUCGCCAACGGCGCAGAAACGUCGAAAAGAUCCUGUGCUCUCUUUUAUUUUUCAGUUCCAAGGGGCAAAAGAGCCUUUCCGAUACAGAGCUGCGCGAUUUGGUUGUCGAGAUCGGAAGCCUUGAUCUUCGGACUGGUAAUACGUCACCUCCCGCGACCCGCUAUUUUCUCCCCAACCUCAGCAUGGCUAAUCCCCAUGGCCUUGAGGAUACCAACACGGUGUUACCGUCCAAUCUAAGACGCUCGAUGGAUAAAUACUUGGAUGAAGUCGAACAAGAUACCAGAGUCAACUUCAGUCGGAGGCCCAUUACUCAUGACGGGUGGUCAGUAAGUGAGAAAGACGAGAUAAUGAAAGAACUACCGAAAUUCAUGAACAACACUCCAAGUUACAUAUACCACAAGGAAUUGGACUAUCCAUUCCGUCUGCUAUCUCGCGCGCUCGUGAAGACUGCCGAAGUGCCUUUUGGCGGCAUAAACAAACACGAAGAAAUCAUGGGAUCAAUGAGUGGUUUCGUUGCCGGAAGUUUUGCGCCAGUGGCUACAACCCACGGCAGUCAUGGAAUGUGUACGGGUCAACUUGACACCCUCUGCGACAGCGAUAAUCGCCCCUCGGCUGGCGAGCUUUCUGUCGUAGUUUGGCAGAUCAUGCAAGCAAUGCGUUCCGAGCAACGAAUUCAUGAAAAUGUCUGCUCCUGUAAGGUUGAAGGUCUUUUGAACUAUAGUUACCCGAGAAUUUACAUCAUAUUCGAUUCCUCUGGAAAAGUCCGUGUUCUAUCCGCGUCCCACUCCGAUAAGCUAUACGUUCAGGCAUCGCCACUCCUAGACUUCGGGUGGCUUGCUGCCAAAGAGUCAACGAAAUCCAAACCUAUCAAGGCACUUACCGAGAAAAAGUACCUCGAGAUGAUGGGCGUUCUAGUCAAAUGGAUUUGGCCUAUAACAACCGAGGAACCAUACCCAAAAGCUUUCACAAUGUGUCAACCCGGGUGUGAGAUGUAUUUUGGGCCUAAGUAG
Messenger RNA from Penicillium cosmopolitanum, 1059 nucleotides. RefSeq lists its product as uncharacterized. Lineage: Eukaryota; Fungi; Ascomycota; Eurotiomycetes; Eurotiales; Aspergillaceae. The coding region runs from base 1 to 1059 and encodes 352 amino acids. The record is from RefSeq and is a predicted model, not a curated record. The transcript is spliced from 5 exons.